Suillus bovinus is the source of this 481-nucleotide messenger RNA. RefSeq lists its product as uncharacterized. The record is from RefSeq and is a predicted model, not a curated record. The transcript has a single exon. Lineage: Eukaryota; Fungi; Basidiomycota; Agaricomycetes; Boletales; Suillaceae. Bases 205 to 450 code for a protein of 81 amino acids.
UAUAUUCAACAAUUGUUGCAGUUGCCUUCUCCACUUGUCGGAUUGUUUGAUGUUCCACCAGAUUCAAGUAACCCAUCCUCAUGGUCUCAGUCACUACUAUUAUUCCCCCCUGCCUCAUCUUGUACCAGUAGUCCAGCAUUUGGUAAAGGAUCCUGGCCGGCCCCAUUAAAAUGAGUGUGGCAGAUAUCGCAGCCUCGGAAUCACAUGAUAGUAGAUACCCCAACUACAGGUGGAGGCACUCCUUCACGGCCGCACUGGACACCAGCUUUUCAGGAACACUUAGAGACUCAUAUUGCCAACAUCACUACAUCAUGCGGGUUCUCCCUUAAUUGGAUUGAAAAUCAAGCAGUUUGUAGAUUCAUGAACAAGUUUUUCCCCUUCGCAAAUUCAAUCUCGAGUUAUCAACUCUCCAAUUGCAUUAUCCCACAUGAAGUCGAAAAGUACCAGUAAGCCGCCAAAAACUGCUGCUGUGGAAGUGAUG